AAUCGUAGAUGGAUAGCUCCUGGAAGCAGCUACUGCCGCCAUUAAAGGGCGAGUAUUGUCCGUGGAGGCGUUUGACAGAAAGCACCACAAGACGUAUCUCACAAUCGACAAACUGCUGAGCAGCGGCACUGAGAUGGAUGAAUUUACGCAUUACACGAACUGGUUAACAGAAACCAUGGCGAGUUCGAACCAGCAAGAUGUACAGAUAUCAUUUCGUGCUUUGAAGAUACGAGACGCGAAAAUUCAAAUGAUUCUAAACAUGCUGCUGCUUGAUCUCGAGAAAAACCCUUCCAGAUACCAAAAGAGGCAAAAGACAGCCGAAGAAAAAGGCGAAGAAUCCAAGGUGAAUGUCGACAGUCUACCAUUCGAUAACCCUCGCGUACAAUGGGAAGUCUACCUGGACCGAAUCCUGCUGUGGAAAAGCAUCGAUGAUGUGACCGAUAUUCUCCAAGAGCGAGAUGCUCAUGCAGCGAGCCAUAAUCUGAAACGUCUCGACGUUUCCGAUCUGUCAAUGGAAAACUUCUAUUCAUACCUAAAAGAAUGCUUUGAUUUACUGCCAGAGUUGAUGAAAAAUAUGCGGGAUAAACUGUAUGACGACGAUUUGUAUGAGGAGCAAUCGCAACGAAGUAAUCAACAGCGGCCAAGAUUAUCCUCAAUGGACCGACCUGGGGCAUCAAGAUCAAGGACUCAGUCAAUGAAAACGCAGAGCCGAAAAAGUGGGAAACGGAAAGAAAUACCAACGAACCACACGAGACCUGCAGCGAAAAGAACAGCAAGCAUUACAUCUGUCUUGGGGGACCAAAUUUCGUCAAGCGUUCAUGAUACCGAUACCAUGUCACUACAUACGUCCUCACAACCACGAACCUCGAUGACAAGCAGCACAUCUACCAAGCAGAACCGAGGUUCGCCAAGUAUCAGCGGUUCCAAUAACGACUCACUGCAUACAUCUUCACGACGGCGAACUUCGCUGACACGCACUACCUCUAGUAUGCAAAUCAGAGCUUCACCGGGCACGACUACUGAUACUACCUCACAUCAUAAACCUCCACGGCGUCAAGUUUCAUUUACGAAAUUCCCAUUUGCAAAACGGGAGAUAGAUUUUUCGCAGCCUCGGAAAGGUAAAGGGCGAGCAGGACUGAGUGAAGCGACGCGAACAGCUGUGGCCAAAGUGGAACGGACAACGGCACUUGCUGGCCGGCCGACAAUGGUGCGAUCCGGAAGUUUUACCAAGAGUGCCUCUUCUAUACAGAAACCGGUUGUGAUUUCUCGUGAUGUGACAACAACGGUCAUUGUACGCAAACCUGAACGUCUCUCUCCAACCACACCUCGCACGCGUCUGGCCCGGGAAUUGGGAGUUGAUGAUAUGUCGCACAUGGAAAUGACAAGUCCUUCAGCCAUUCACAGUAUAGUAAUGACAUCAGACGGUAAAGUUGCUGAUCCAUUUUCAAGCAAUAUCAACCACGUUUCCGUUCCGACGCCUCCAUCGGGUGGUCGCCCUUUGUUCUUUACUCCUUUGAGAGCUGCGGAACCACCGCCUGCUUUACAAUUGAACUACGAUAUGUUAUUCAAUGAAGAUGGUACGAGCUUAAAUCCUGGAAUGUUCCAAGGGAUUGAUCCUCAAAAAAAUAUCUUUUCACCGGAAUAUACGGGUUCGCCUUCCGGAAUUCCUGCCGAUGACGCGCACGUAAACGGGAAGACAACCGAAGAAAAUCUUAUUGCCCAAACUAUGGACCGAAAACCUCACAUUUUCGUUGCCAGUAACAGUCCCGAUAUUUUACGCAAGCAACGAAAUGUACCUCGAGAACGAAUUCAAGUAGAAGGCUCAAGACCAUGCUUAAUGGAAAGACUGCUUGCGGCUAAAAAGGAAGAGGAACAGCGAAACUUAUAUCCUCCAGAAAGCCCUGGUACUGUAAGGAGAGAACAAGAGAGGCGUGCGCAACGAUUUGAAGAGUUGUUUAUCCACGGAACUAUCCCCUACGAACCUUUGAAAUUACCUGAUGUCAAUACUGAAGACGAAUCUUGGGAUUCCAUUGAUCCUUUCGCAUAGAAAUAACUGACAAAAGGCUGCACAUGGGCCUUGGAAAUUUGAGCUGACGAAUUGAAUUAUUCGAGUGAAGGUAGACUUCGGUCAUGAUCGUUGCUGGCUCUCGGUAUGCAAAACACCUUCGUUUAUUUAUUAUAGUACUGUUUUGUUGUCCCCACCUCGGAGUCGAAUGUGCCAAACCUGAGUUGGAUUGAAAUCAAUCUAAAUUCUCUUGCCAGAUGUUAUAAAUGUCUUAGUUGUAAUAUAGCCAGAAAG
Molecule: messenger RNA, 2299 nt
Organism: Radiomyces spectabilis
Lineage: Eukaryota; Fungi; Mucoromycota; Mucoromycetes; Mucorales; Radiomycetaceae
Exons: 5
Coding region: 134-2047 (637 amino acids)
Source: RefSeq, a predicted model, not a curated record